This is a messenger RNA of Procambarus clarkii (red swamp crayfish), 414 nucleotides long. The record is from RefSeq and is a predicted model, not a curated record. Lineage: Eukaryota; Metazoa; Arthropoda; Malacostraca; Decapoda; Cambaridae.
AUGAGUGAAAGACACUUUCCACGCGCCUCACAAACAGCCGUCCACGCGCCUCACAAACACCCGUCCACGCGCCUCACAAGCAGCCGUCCACGCGCCUCACAAGCAGCCGUCCACGCGCCUCACAAGCAGCCGUCCACGCGCCUCACAAACACCCGUCCACGCGCCUCACAAGCAUCCGUCCACGCGCCUCACAAGCACCCGUCCACGCGCCUCACAAGCACCCGUCCACGCGCCUCACAAGCACCCGUCCACGCGCCUCACAAACAGCCGUCCACGCGCCUCACAAACACCCGUCCACGCGCCUCACAAACACCCGUCCACGCGCCUCACAAACACCCGUCCACGCGCCUCACAAACACACGUCCACGCGCCUCACAAGCAUCCGUCCUCAGGUUAUAUUUGUCCACGCAGUAG